Molecule: messenger RNA, 3183 nt
Organism: Closterium sp. NIES-65
Lineage: Eukaryota; Viridiplantae; Streptophyta; Zygnematophyceae; Desmidiales; Closteriaceae
Source: the annotation of a GenBank genome assembly
AUGAGCGCAGUUGGCUCGCCAUGUCAUGGCGCUUCCCCUCCCCGUCCGCCAACACUCGUGGCUGCCGCAUUCUCAGCCGCACCACACUGCGCGCGUACCGUAGGCCGUCCAUCGCUCCCGGGCUCUCUCUUCCUCCGCCCCCGACUCUCCGCGCCUCGCCACCCUUGCCUCCGCCCAUCCCGCCCCAUCCGCGCACCUCCUCCCGCGGCUGCGCUCGACGGGCUGGGCGCGGUGUACGGGCAACUCGCGGACGCGCUGCUGCACGGGGUGCCGCUGGGCAUGGACGUGACUAUAGCGAGCGUGCAUCACGAGGUGGCGCAGCUCGCGGCGUCCGCCGGCAUUCCACUGGACGACCCCGUGAGUGCCCUCGCGCCCCCCCACCUCUCCUCCUUCCGUCCCCUUCAUCCGCAAUCCGCGCGUCGUUGCGCCUCUUGCUUGCGCACUAACGUGCUGAGGCGAUUCUCCCCCUCGGAGGUGAAGGUGGGGCGACAGCUGGGGCACGGCAACUUCGGCGUGGUCUACGAGGCCACCGUCGCCGGGCCGCGCGGGCAGCCGCAGCGCGUGGUGGUGAAGCGCAAGGCGGCGGGCGCGGGCGCGGACGAGAUGCAAGACGUGGAGCUGUUCAUGAACCACCGGCUGCAGCGUACGGUGCCAGGAGUGGCGGCCAAGUUCCUGGGGACGAUGGAGGUGCAGCCGGGGAACAAGCUGCAGGAGGGCGUGUGGCUGGUGUGGCAGCACCAGGGCGACAGCACGCUGGACCGCCACCUCAAGGACCGCCAGUACCCCGCACCGCUGGCCGCCAUGCUGCUGGGCGUGCAGGGGGACGCGGGGGGGUGGUCGGAGGAGCAGCGCAUGUGGGUGGAGUGGCAGGUGGCGCAGACCGUCAUGCGCCAGAUCCUCUCCAACCUCCGCGCCCUGCACCACGCAGGAGUGGUGCACCGGGACGUGAAGCCGGCCAACCUGGUGGUGGACGAGGGCGAGCGCCACCUCUGCCUCAUCGACCUCGGCGCCUGCGUUGACCUGCGCUCCGGCCGCAACUAUGUGCCCAGUGAGACGGUGAUGGAUCCCAAGUACGCCGCCCCCGAGCGCUUCGUCAUGCCGCCCGCCACCACGCCGCACCUGCCGCCCGACCCGCUGGCAUCGCUGCUGUCGCCGUUCAUCUGGGUGGCCAACUCCCCCGACCGCUUUGACGUCUUCUCCGCUGGCGUGGUGCUGAUGCAGCUCUCCCUCAAGUCGCUGCGCCAUGAAGCCAACCUGGAGGGGUUCAACAACGAGUUGAAGCGGUGCGACUACGAUCUGAGCAGGUGGCGGAAGAAGUUCCGCCCCGCCAGCGCUGACAUGGCCGUGCUCGACGCCCAUGGCGGAGCGGCGUUUGACUUGGCAAAGCAGCUGCUGCAGAAGCGACCCAACCACGACCACGCCGUGUGGCCCAGCGUGUUUGGCAUGGGGCGGCCAUCAGCAGGCCGCGCCCUGCGCCACCGCUUCUUCUCCCUGCACUCCCCUCAACCCUUCCGCCUCCCCCGCUCCCCCCCCUCCGCCACGCCCGCGUCCGCCCCCGCCACCGCUGCCCCUGCUGCUGCUGCGCCCGCCACUGCCCCCUCUGCUGCUGCCAGGCGCAGCAUGGCGGCCCCCCCUGCUGCCCCCACUGCUGGUGGCGCUGCUGCUGGGCGCGCGGGCAAGGGGGAGAGGGCGGAGAGGGCGGAGCGGGGGGAGCAUGGGGAGAAGGGGGAGAAGGUGCAGGUUGGGGAGGAUGCGCGGGGGAGACACAAGGACGUGGGACGGAAGAAAGGCCUGGGUGCUGUGGAGGUGGCGGCAGGAGGUGCCAAGGCAGGCGAGAGGAGUGACGGCGUGAGAGGGCGAGGGGAGGCAGGCCACGCAAGAGGGGAUGUGCGAGGAGGGAAGGAGGCAGCGGCACAGGGAGGAGGUGCGAAGGAGGGCAGUGAGGUGGGGAAGGGGUUGCUGGUGCAUGCGCUCAAGGCCGUGGUGCCGCCUCCCACCGCCCACCACCCCCAGCCCCCCCUGCACGCCCCCACUGCUGGCGGGGCCAAGGCAAGGCGGGCAGCACCGGGUGACAAGUCGGGGCAGGUUGCAGGCAGGGGGGACGCGGAGAGCGCAGAGGGGGAGAGCGGCAGGGGCAGGGGAGCAGGCGUGAGGGCGAGGGGGGAACGCGGGAGGGCGGGGAGCAGGCCAGUGGAUGUGGCGGGGGCGGUGAAGCGCGGGCACGUGGCGACAGCGUACGUGCUGGGGUCGCUGGUGGCCGGGCUCGCCCGGUCGCUGGAUGACGACAAGAGCCGCGGCGGGGGUGAAGGGGAUGCAGGCAUGAGGCGUGGUGUGGUGGGCAGCGAGGCGGAGGCGGGUGAGGGUAAGGAGGCCACGGGAGGAGGUGGGAAGGAUGAGAGAGAUGGGGAAAAAAGGGAGGUAGAGGGCAGGAAGGAUGGGAUGGAGAAAGAAGCUGGGCGUGUGGUGGGGGGUGGUGCAGAGAGGUCAGGGGUGCAGGCGGGAGGCGAUGGAGCGAGGGUGGAGAUGGGACAGGGGAAGGCAGUCGAGGCGGGGGGCAGGAGGCGGGAGGGGGGGAGUGAGGGGGGCGUGGGAGUGAGUGUGGCUGUGGGCAUGGCGGAGGUGGGGGUGGCAGCAGCGGGUGCGACAGCGACGGCAGUGAUGGCAAUAGCGUCCUCCGUGUGGCGCGACAUGGCCACCCCCUCGCCCGCCCCUCCCGCCCCCACUGCCCGCAGCAGCCCUGUGACAGCAGUGGUGGAGGCCAGUGAGCAGGGCAGUGGGAGGAAGGGGGGGGGGAAGGAGAGGAAGGAGCAGGAGAGGGUGUUGCAAGAGGCAGUGGAAGCAGCAGCGGAGGAGCGGGAACGGAUUCUGAGGGGGGUUGUGGGGAGUGAGGGCGGCAGGCAGCAAGAGGGGUCGCCUGUGGAGUUGCAUGCAGUGGUAGGAGGUGGCGAGGGAGGGGCGUAUGUGGGGGGGGUGGAAGUGGUGGCGCGGGAGGGGCGUAUGAGGCGGCAGGUGGAGCGGCAGGUGAUAGCAGAGGAGCUGCUGACGUCAGUGGGCGAGCUGGGGGUGCAGCUGGGGUCACUGGAGGAGUCGCUGCAGGCGGGCCGGCAUGUGGCAGCAGAGCAGCAGCAACUGCUCACCCGGGUCAGUGCUGUGAGAGCCACGCUUGCCAAGACCAGGAACUGA